Messenger RNA from Peromyscus eremicus (cactus mouse), 1531 nucleotides. It is a transcript of the gene Rce1, whose product is annotated as Ras converting CAAX endopeptidase 1. Lineage: Eukaryota; Metazoa; Chordata; Mammalia; Rodentia; Cricetidae. Gene Ontology annotation, biological process: CAAX-box protein processing. The record is from RefSeq and is a predicted model, not a curated record. The transcript has 8 exons. Bases 125 to 1153 code for a protein of 342 amino acids. Gene Ontology annotation, cellular component: endoplasmic reticulum membrane. Gene Ontology annotation, molecular function: metalloendopeptidase activity.
GCAAGCACAGCGUAUCGACUCCAGUGCAAAGGGAGGGGCGCCCCAGGGGAGCCGGCAGCUCGCGCCGCCGCCUGACGUCAUCCACGCAGUCGCGUCACUGCUGUGCGCCACGGGUCCGGGCGUGAUGGCGGCGCUGGGCGGGGACGGGCUGCGCCUACUGUCGGUGUCGCGGCCGGAGCGGCAGCCCGAGUCAGCCGCGCUGGGCCCCGGGCUGUGCUGCUGGGUGUCCGUGUUCUCCUGCUUCAGCCUCGCCUGCUCCUAUGUGGGCAGCCUCUACGUGUGGAAGAGCGAGCUGCCCAGGGACCACCCUGCUGUCAUCAAGCGGCGCUUCACCAGUGUCCUGGUGGUCUCCAGCCUGUCCCCUCUUUGCGUGCUCCUCUGGAGGGAACUCACUGGCAUCCAGCCAGGCACAUCACUGCUCACCCUGAUGGGCUUCAGGCUGGAGGGCAUUUUCCCAGCAGCUCUGCUGCCCCUGCUGCUAACUAUGAUCCUUUUCCUGGGUCCACUGAUGCAGCUCUCUAUGGAUUGCCCGUGUGACCUGACAGAUGGGCUGAAGGUUGUCCUGGCCCCUCGUUCUUGGGCCCGCUGCCUCACAGACAUGCGCUGGCUACGGAACCAAGUUAUUGCACCCUUGACAGAGGAGCUGGUGUUCCGGGCUUGCAUGCUGCCCAUGCUAGCGCCAUGCACAGGUCUGGGCCCCGCUGUGUUCACCUGCCCACUCUUUUUUGGAGUUGCCCAUUUUCAUCACAUUAUUGAGCAGCUACGUUUCCGCCAAAGCAGUGUGGGGAGUAUCUUCUUGUCCGCGGCCUCCAUCUCCAGCCUUCCAGUUCUCCUACACUGCUGUCUUUGGUGCUUACACGGCUUUCCUCUUCAUCCGCACAGGACACCUGAUAGGGCCGGUUCUCUGCCACUCCUUCUGCAACUACAUGGGCUUCCCUGCCGUGUGUGCAGCCCUGGAGCAUCCACAGAAGUGGCCGCUGCUGGCAGGCUAUGCCCUUGGUGUGGGACUCUUCCUGCUUCUGCUUCAACCCCUGACGGACCCCAGGCUCUAUGGCAGCCUUCCCCUUUGUGUGCUUUUGGAACGAACAGGAGCCUCAGAGACCCUGCUGUGCUCCUGACCAUCACUCUUGUGCGUACUCCAGUGAACUCUUGAUGGGCUCUCCAGCCCCUCCUUAUCAAGAAAUACUACAGAGGAGGGGCUGGCUGGGGUCCCCGAGAUCUCAGGAAUUUUUGUAGGGGAUUGAAGCCAGAGCUAGUUGAACCCCAGGGACCAAGAGAAAGGAGCAGAUAUCCAAAGGGUGCAGCCUCUCCAAGAGGGGUUGAGAGCACCCGGACAUGAGGGGACAAGGACAGAGCCUACGAGUAUCCCUCUUUGGACUGCGGCUUCUCUUAGCUCUCCCCUCACCCCCUCCGAAAAGCUGCUCGGUGGGUUUAUUUAUAAAACCCCGUCUCCCAACUUCCCAGGGUUUUCUCACUGUCUUUUUGCAUCAAGACUUUGUAUUGGGAUAUUAAAGAGAUUUAACUUGGGUAA